GAGACCAUCAGUGAAUUCUCAUUCCACCGGCCCUCCCCCUCUCUCUCAGCCUUUACCUUGCGAUACAUCCCUUUCCUCUAUCCGACGAACGAGCCCAAUGCCUGAUUCAGAGGCCUACGACAGCGACACCGACCGCAGUGGCGGCGACUUCAUUGUGUCAUGGGGUGCUCACAAAGACAAGCCGCUUGCAUAUUGCGACCCUGACUGGAUGAAAUGGUCUCUUGGGGAGGCAGGAGUAUGCCAGAAUUACCCCGAAUUCAUCGAACCAGCAACACAAUAUCUGCGUUACCUCUCCCGCAAUCCUGGGGUGUGCAU
This is a messenger RNA of Gloeophyllum trabeum ATCC 11539, 315 nucleotides long. RefSeq lists its product as uncharacterized. The annotation marks the transcript as partial. Lineage: Eukaryota; Fungi; Basidiomycota; Agaricomycetes; Gloeophyllales; Gloeophyllaceae. The record is from RefSeq and is a predicted model, not a curated record. The transcript is spliced from 2 exons.